AUGACUUCGCUCCCCGGUGGCCUUCAAUCGCAACAGCCGACAGGUAUGCAGGUGCCUAUGAUGACAGGCGUUACGCCCAUGUUGGCUCCUGGCAACCAGCAGAUUGCUAUGCCAACAGGCAUGUACGGCAACAAUCUCGAUUUCAUGAACCGAAUGAUGCCCGGUGCAGCUCCGUCUGGUGGUCAGCAACCGCAGGAAUUCCAAGCUGUAUCGAGCAAAGUCAAGAUACCCUGGGCGGUGACGAGCGAGGAAAAGCAGCGCUAUUCAAAGAUUUUUAAGGCCUGGGACGAGGAAAAGAAGGGAUACUUGACAGGCGACAAGGCCAAGGAAAUCUUUACGCAGUCAGGACUUGCUCAGAAUGUAUUGAUGCAAAUUUGGAACUUGGCGGAUCCAAACAAUCAGGGCAAAUUGAAUGUGGACGAAUUCUCGGUCGCAAUGCACUUGAUUUACAGAAAACUGAACGGCUACGACGUGCCAACACACCUACCAACCGAACUGAUACCUCCAUCCACGCGCGAGCUUAAAGAGAGCGUCGACGGACUGAAGAAAUCCAUCUUGCAUGACAUUGCGCAAAAGCGCGGCAUUCGCAAUUUCAGCUCAUCACCAUCACUCUCGCCACCCACGCAACGUACGUCACGUGCUCGCUCUGUCAGCCCUGGACGCAAACCUGCAAAAGAGAAAUACAAAGACGACGACAGUGCAGACACAGCUUAUGUGUCGAGCGCACGACGCAUGGGCCCUGAUCGAAGCCGGUCAGGCAGCGUCACACCUACAGCAUCCAAAUCAUCUGGAGCAACAUCCAGCUACGGGUACCGCGGCAAACAGACCCGUAUCUCGGAUCUGCGCAAGCAAGUCAAGGAGCAUCAGCAACGGAUAAAAGACUUGGAACACGAGGCAGUGGCCAGAAAGGCCAAGCCUUACAAGGAGCUGUCAUAUACCGAGCAAAAAGAUAUCGACGACGUCAAGGCAAAAGUACGCGAGUUGCAGUCAGAGAUUGUACGAUCAGGCGGUGAUGAAGCUGGGAUUUCAUGGGAAAAAUACACGGCACGGACAAGCGAGUUGGCAGAGGCCGCAGAGCAAGAGAAAUCCUUGGAAUCCGAGGUCCAAUACUUGAUUGAAACGUCUAUACGCGGCCUUGUGCGACAGUUGCAUGAAACAGAGGAUGAUUUAGCUGAAAAGAAAAAGCAGCUGGCAAAGAACAAGGCCGCCAAGGCCAGUACGGCAGAGCCAUCGUAUGAUAUUGUGGGCACAGGACCGAAUGGUGAAGUGACAGAAAAUGACAAGAUCCGCGCCAAGGCAAAGGCUAUGGUUGCAGCCCGUAUGGGCAAGAUCACCGGCAAAUCAAAUAAGGUGGAUGUCACUGCAGAAAUUGAAGCGGCCGAAGAAGAGCGGUUGGCAUUUAUUGCUCAUGCCGACUCUGUAUCGACAUGUUUGAGCGAAUGGGAAGAUGCUAUCGACUCAAUCCGCAUGGAGACAAGUCUGCUUGGCCUGGAUAUCCGCAAACACGAGCAAGACCAGCGUGCCAUUGAUGAACGGCAUCGAUUCGAGUCUGGCGAAGGUGUUGCUGCCGAUUUGAAGGAGUUCAUUCAACAGCUGUCGUUCGAAACGGCUACAGCAAAGGCACCCGAUGUAGAUCCUAGCUUUGAAUCCCGUUUCCCAUCGUUUGAAUAA
Molecule: messenger RNA, 1671 nt
Organism: Zychaea mexicana
Lineage: Eukaryota; Fungi; Mucoromycota; Mucoromycetes; Mucorales; Lichtheimiaceae
Exons: 2
Coding region: 1-1671 (556 amino acids)
Biological process (GO): endosomal transport; actin cortical patch organization; endocytosis
Cellular component (GO): actin cortical patch; mating projection tip; plasma membrane
Molecular function (GO): protein binding; calcium ion binding
Source: RefSeq, a predicted model, not a curated record